This is a messenger RNA of Leishmania braziliensis MHOM/BR/75/M2904, 1476 nucleotides long. RefSeq lists its product as hypothetical. The record is from RefSeq and is a predicted model, not a curated record. Lineage: Eukaryota; Euglenozoa; Kinetoplastea; Trypanosomatida; Trypanosomatidae. The transcript has a single exon. The coding region runs from base 1 to 1476 and encodes 491 amino acids.
AUGUUCUAUGCUGUGAACCACCUGCGCGCGCCACUGGCGACUUUGAAACCGGUGCUCGCCGACUCGAUCGCAACGCAAAAUGUGAUCCGUCGGAUGAUUGGUGUAAGGACUACUCGCAAGGUGAACGCGAGCGCGAUCAACAGCAUCGUGGAAAAAACGAAGGGCGAAGGCCUGGCAGGGACAACAGCAGUAGUGGCACGCGCGUACCUUUACCUGAUGUUACGGAACCCCACAGAGGCCAUUGCAGAAAUCAACUCUGUCCUGCCGAAGGUGCAAGAUGAGGCACUGAAGCGCUUCGCGGUUGGCAUCCGCCUGCGCUCGCAUAACGAGAUGCUUGACAUGAAGGAAGCGGCACUGAACGUUUCAGGUGGUGCUACGGAGGCUGAGGUGUCGGACCUACGCUCCAAGUUGCAGAGGGAUUACAAGGAACUUGUUGCAAGUUCUCCUGGGUGCUGGCUCGUAGAGCUGGCUGCAGCAGAGUACAGCCUUUACACCGGCGCGAGUGAGGAAUUGUGCAAUCGCUUUGCUUCAAUCGAGAAGAAAAUCCUGGAGUACAUCAACACCCCAAUCCACGUGUCGGAACUUGUAGCUACCACCGAUAACACCAACGAGUUCUGCCUGAUUGGUUUUCAGGCAAGUCGCGCUCGACCUGGGGUGAGGCCAGAGGGAGUCAGCGCCGCGGUGGCUGAGGGGAUGACGAACGUGAUGGCCGAUCCUGCUACCGCAAAAGUUCUUGAACAGGCGAAGAAGGCCUUUGGUGGGCAUGUGACGGAGGAGGAGGCUUUGGAGCUGGCGAUGACGCUGCACGAAGCCAACGUGCGUCACCACUUCCACGAUUUUUUCCCCACAGUCACAGACCACUACGAUCAAUGGACGUCCAAGGCCGCGCAAUCGGCGCAGCAGCUGAUCCGGGAGGCGUUGACACCCCACAACGCGGGUCUCAAGCAGGAGGCCAUAGAGCGGAUCCGUGCUUCUGUUCCCAACAAGGCUUUCUAUGACUCGGAGGAGAACCUCCAUGCGCUGCUGAGGUCGGCACCAAAGGAUAGGAGUAUCAUUCUUUCUAUUCGAGAGGCAUUUGGACCUGGCCCAAGUACGCCCAUCAGCUUAUCGGAUCAGGUAGUUGCCGACGCUGUGGAAUCCGUGCACCUGGCGGUUGUGUCGUCGGACACCGCUGCAGCGACGGGCUAUGCAAGGCGCGGAAAAGAGAUCGCCAAGGCUCUAGCGAAGCAGUUGCUCUACCGUACCCAGGUCCAGAAAUGUGUUGCGCUGGCAGAGAUGAACCACCUGCAGGAGGCUGUGGAAGCUGUCACUCCGGUCAUCAAUGCGAACGAGUAUGUUUACAUGUGGCGCGCAUUCUUAGCUCGCAGCCGUGCCUACAAGGGUCUCGGGCUCAUCACCAAGGCGGACAAGGACCUGAAGGAGCUGAACCGCCUCAAGCAGAGCCUCACGGAGCGCACCCCAUAUGAGAAGGAAUAG